AUGAGCAUAAAUUGUAUUUCCAAUCAAAUAUAUGCACGAAAUAUCACUCAAAACUCCCACCAUUUAUUCAUUGAAAUUGCAAGACUCCUUAUUUCAAAUAAAGCAAAUCCCAAUGCAAAAACAAGAAAUAAAGAAAUUCCACUACAUUCUGCUUGUAAAUAUCAAAAUGCACCAGAAAUUGUAGAACUUCUUAUUAAACACACCGAAAAUAUUAAUUCAAAAAAUUCAACUGGAGAAACUUCACUUCAUUAUGCUGUAACAAGAAAAUAUACCGAGACAGCAGAACUUCUAGUUUCGCAUGGAGCAGAUGUCAACGAAUUUGACAAUGAAGGGAAAACAGCUCUUCAUCAUGCGGCACAUCUAAAUAGUGCUGAGCUUGUGAAACUUCUUAUAUCAAAUGGAGGAGAUUUAAAUUUAAAGAAUAAAGAGGAAGAUACUCCUCUACAUAUUGCAGUUGAAAAGAAAUAUAAAGAAAUAGCAGAAAUUCUUAUAUCGCAUGGUGCAGAUGUAAAUGCAAAUAACAAAGAUGGAAGAUCUGCGCUUUAUUUUGCAAUAAAUAAUAAUAUGAUAAAUAUAGCAGAACAAAUAAUUUUGCAUAGUGGAGAUAUUAAAGCAACUGAUCGUGAUGGAAAAGAUUAUCUUCAUUUGGCAACUGAACUUGGAAGAAACGAAAUAGUCGAAAUUCUUGUUAAACAUGGAGCAGAUGUCAAUUCAACGAACAAAAAACUUGAAACAGCUCUUCAUAUUGCAAGUGAAAAAGAUCAAAAAGAUAUUGUAACAUUUCUUCUUACACAUGGUUCAAAUGUUAAUGCAAAAUCAAUUGAUGGUGAAACUGCCCUCAUGGUUGCAUCAAAAUUUGAAAAUAACGAAAUCUGUGAUAUUCUACUAUCGCAUGGUGCCGAUAUCAAUGCCAAAGAUAAAAAUGGAAGAACUGCACUCCAUAUUGCUACAAAACCACGUCAUAAUAAGAUAGCAAAAUUCCUUAUUUUACAUGGCGCUGAUAUUAAUUCAACAAAUCAGAAUGGCGAAACUGUUCUCCAUCUAGCGGCUGAUUCAAAUAACACAAAAAUUGUAGAACUCCUUAUUUCACACGGUAUCAAUAUUAAUGCCACAGACAAAACAGGGAAAACUGCUCUUCACUUAGCCACAAUGAAUAAAUUUUAUGAUGUAUUUGACUAUCUAAUUACAAAAGGUGCUGAUCUCAAUAUCAAAGAUCGAAAAGGUAUGACUCCACUUAGUUAUGCUUUGGAUUACGAAUUUCUGAAAAUAGCAUUUGAACUUAUUUUACAUGAUGCAGAUAUCAGUUAUUUAAGCGAAGCUGAAAAAUCAAAUCUUUUGUUUGUUGCAAUUAAAAAAUACGUUUGGAUGCUGUAA
This is a messenger RNA of Trichomonas vaginalis G3, 1374 nucleotides long. Its product is annotated as ankyrin repeat protein family. Gene Ontology annotation, cellular component: nucleus. Lineage: Eukaryota; Parabasalia; Trichomonadida; Trichomonadidae. Gene Ontology annotation, biological process: positive regulation of transcription by RNA polymerase II. The record is from RefSeq and is a predicted model, not a curated record. The coding region runs from base 1 to 1374 and encodes 457 amino acids. Gene Ontology annotation, molecular function: transcription cis-regulatory region binding; protein binding. The transcript has a single exon.